AUGCGAUUCUCGCCUCUUCUCACCUCCUUUGAUGUCUCGCCUCUUCUCACCUCCUUUGAUGUCUCGCCUCCUCUCACCUCCUUUGAUGUCUCGCCUCCUCUCACACCUCCUCUCAUGUCUCGCCUCUCCCUAUCACUCUUCCUACACCCAGUCCCCGCUAUAAGGGACCUCAAGGCAGCUCUUACGAUGCCACCUUCAUUCCCCUACCUCCUCCCCCCCUCCUCCCCCCCGUCCCUCCCCUUCCCCCUCCACCCACUUCCAGUCCCCGCUAUAAACGACCUCAAGACAGCGCUGAGGGUGCCGGGCUCCUUUGGCUGGCGGAAGGGCGCCUCUUGCUCUGACGACGGAUUAGGGCGGUUCUACCGAGGAUUGAAACAUCCACUGGGGUCUGCUGGUCUCGCGGAUCUCCACUCUGCCGCCCUCAAUCUCCGCCCUCACCUCUCUCACCGAAAUGUCAGUAUGAAUGGAGUGACUUUUGAGUCGACUCAAAAGAAUGGAGUGAGAGAUUCGCUCUCCCUCACCCUCGAUACCGUCCUCCUCCUUCUGUCUUACCCUCUCAUCACCACCACCCCCUCAUUCUGUCUCUGUCAUACUUAUACUUUCCCCACCUCUCUCCCCCCCACCACCGUCAGCACCCUCUCAUCAGCCUACAUCUUCUCUCGCCCGGACGCCAUAAUCUCAGUCUUUCUCGUACCGUUACUUCCCCCCGUCUCCCCCCCACCACCACCACCAGCACCCUCUCUUCAGCCUACAUCUUCUCUCGCCUGGACGUCUUUGCCAAGCCAUUCGCCUGCCUGCCCAACUUGCAGUCACUGUGAGUGCAAGCCUGGGGUGCUGACGUCUCCUCUCAACUCCUCCCAUAUCCUCUCAACUCCUCCCAUGUCCUCUCAACUCCUCCCAUGUCCUCUCAACUCCUCCCAUGUCCUCUCAACUCCUCCUAUGGCCUCUCAAGUCCUCCCAUCGCCUCUCAACUCCUCCCAUCUCCUCUCAACUCCUCCCAUGUCCUCUCAACUCCUCCCAUGUCCUCAACCCACCCCUCACAACAACAACACCUCCUUUCGCUUCCAUUUCCUCUUCCCAAUUCUACUCUGUCUCAUUCCCCACCUCUCUUUCAUUUCACCCGCCUCCAUCUCUCUUCUCUCUGUAGCCUCAUUUUGA
This is a messenger RNA of Closterium sp. Naga37s-1, 1158 nucleotides long. Lineage: Eukaryota; Viridiplantae; Streptophyta; Zygnematophyceae; Desmidiales; Closteriaceae. The record is from the annotation of a GenBank genome assembly.